AAACUUGUUGAAGGAGCCAUGCAACGUUUGCCAGCCACCUUGUACCGUAAAAUAGCCCGUCGACCAUCAUGCGACGUGUUCAUAAAUCACCGAGGAGUCGAUACAAAGAGAAACUUCGCGGGGUUGUUGUACGAUCGUUUGACGAAAAUGGGAGUGAAAUCAUUUUUGGAUAGUAAGAAUAUGAAACCUGGGGAUAGGUUAUUUGAUCAUAUUGAUAGAGGAAUUCUUGGUUGCAAAGUUGGUGUUGCUGUUUUUUCACCAACUUAUUGUGACUCUUAUUUUUGUCUUCAUGAACUUGCUCUUUUUAUGGAGUCCAAAAAAAGGGUUAUCCCAAUUUUUUAUGAUGUUAAACCUUCUGAGCUCGUUGUUAAGGACAAUGGUACUUGUCCUGUUAAAGAGCUUCAAAGGUUUAGUGCUGCAUUAGAGGAAGCUAAAUUCACUGUGGGAUUAACCUUUGAUUCUUCAAAUAGAGACUGGUCGGUGUUGUUAAAAGAUGCUUCAGAAGCAGUAAUCAUGAACUUGUUGGAGGUAGAGGAACAGCGUAAGCUCAUGAAGAGGAAAUACUGA
Messenger RNA from Trifolium pratense (red clover), 567 nucleotides. RefSeq names its product TIR-only protein-like. The transcript is spliced from 2 exons. The annotation marks the transcript as partial. NCBI's taxonomy places the organism in Eukaryota, Viridiplantae, Streptophyta, Magnoliopsida, Fabales, Fabaceae. The record is from RefSeq and is a predicted model, not a curated record. Gene Ontology annotation, biological process: signal transduction.